CAGCCGUUGCGGCAAAGAGGCCGCCCGCGAGCCUGCCCGCCAGCCCACAAUGCCGUCCACGCCGUUGCCGCCCAAGGAGAGCAACCUCUUCAAGCGGAUCCUGAAAUGUUAUGAACAAAAACAAUACAAAAAUGGACUCAAAUUCUGUAAAAUGAUCCUCUCCAAUCCAAAGUUCGCUGAACAUGGAGAGACAUUGGCUAUGAAAGGGCUUACCUUGAAUUGUUUGGGAAAGAAAGAAGAAGCAUAUGAAUUCGUUCGUAAAGGGCUUCGUAAUGAUGUUAAAAGUCAUGUGUGUUGGCAUGUCUAUGGACUCUUGCAGCGCUCGGAUAAAAAAUACGAUGAAGCUAUUAAAUGCUAUCGAAAUGCUCUCAAGUUAGAUAAAGACAAUCUACAAAUCCUAAGAGAUCUCUCACUGUUGCAGAUCCAAAUGAGAGAUCUUGAGGGAUACAGAGAGACCAGAUAUCAGCUACUCCAACUGCGGCCCACUCAGAGGGCUUCAUGGAUUGGAUAUGCAAUUGCAUAUCAUUUGUUAAAAGAUUAUGAUAUGGCUUUAAAACUACUGGAAGAAUUUAGAAAAACGCAACAGAUUCCUCCUAAUAAAAUAGACUAUGAGUAUAGUGAAUUAAUAUUGUACCAGAAUCAAGUGAUGAGAGAGGCAGAUCUGUGUCAAGAAUCUUUGGAACAUGUAGAAACUUAUGAGAGACAAAUAUGUGAUAAGCUCAUGGUAGACGAAAUCAAAGGAGAAGUGUUGUUGAAGUUGGGAAGACUAAAAGAAGCUUCUGAAGUAUACAAGGAGCUCAUUGAUCGGAAUGCAGAAAAUUGGUAUUACUAUGAAGGCAUGGAAAAAGCUCUACAGCCACACUCUUUAGAAGAGAGACUGGAAGUAUAUGAAGAAAUAAGCAAGCGGCACCCAAGAGCGGUUUCACCCAGAAGGUUACCUUUAAACUUUGUCACAGGUGAAAAAUUUAGAGAACUAAUGGAUAAGUUCCUGAGGGUUAACUUCAGUAAAGGCUGCCCACCCUUGUUUACUACUUUGAAAUCUUUAUAUUACAAUACAGAAAAGGUUUCUACAAUCCAAGAGCUUGUUACUGGUUAUGAGGCUUCUUUGAAAACAUGUGACUUGUUUAGUCCAUAUGAAAAUGGAGAGCGAGAGCCCCCAACAACGCUGCUUUGGGUUCGUUAUUUCCUUGCACAGCACUUCGACAAACUUGGUCAGUUUUCUUUGGCCCUGGAUUACAUUAAUUCUGCAGUAGCAAGUACUCCAACGCUAAUAGAGUUGUUCUAUUUAAAAGCAAAAAUUUACAAGCAUGUAGGCAACCUCAAGGAGGCAGCCAAAUGGAUGGAUGAAGCACAGUCGUUGGAUACAGCUGACAGAUUCAUCAAUUCCAAAUGUGCAAAGUAUAUGCUACGAGCAAAUAUGGUGAAGGACGCAGAGGAAAUGUGUUCCAAGUUUACAAGGGAAGGGACUUCUGCAAUGGAGAAUCUCAAUGAAAUGCAGUGCAUGUGGUUCCAGACGGAAUGUGCUUUAGCUUUUCAGAGAUUAGGGAAAUAUGGAGAUGCGUUGAAAAAGUGCCAUGAAGUGGAGAGGCACUUUUUUGAGAUAACGGAUGAUCAGUUUGACUUCCACACAUAUUGCAUGAGAAAGAUGACACUACGUGCCUAUGUUGACCUCUUGAGACUGGAAGACAUUCUCAGGAAACAUGCCUUCUACUUCAAGGCUGCUCGGUCAGCAAUUGAGAUCUACUUGACUCUGCAUGAUAAUCCACUCGCCAAUGAAAGCAAAGAACAAGAAGUAAAUUCAGAAAACCUUUCCGCCAAAGAACUUAAGAAAAUGCUUAGUAAGCAAAGACGAGCACAGAAAAAGGCUAAACUUGAAGAAGAGCGAAAACAUGCAGAAAGAGAGAGGCAGCAGAAGAAUCAAAAGAAGAAACGAGAUGAGGAAGAGGAGGAAACUAGUGGUCCCAAGGAAGAAUUAGUUCCUGAAAAACUGGAAAGGGUUGAUAAUCCAUUAGAGGAAGCUAUUAAGUUUCUUAUACCACUUAAGAAUCUUGUGGCAGAUAACAUAGACACGCAUCUGUUAGCAUUUGAAAUAUAUUUUAGAAAAGGAAAGUUUCUGUUAAUGUUGCAGUCGGUUAAAAGAGCUUUUGCGAUCGAUGGUAAUAACCCAUGGCUCCAUGAAUGUUUGAUUAAAUUCUCCAAGUGUGUGACCGAUCAUAGUAAUUUGCCAGAAAUUGUGAACAAAGUCCUCACCCAAGAAAUGCAGAAGAUUUUUAUAAGUAAAGAUUUGGAAAGUUUUAAUGAAGAAUUUCUCAAACGCAAUUCUACCUCCAUACAGCAUCUGCUAUCAGGUGCCAAGAUGAUGUAUUUCCUGGACAGUUCAAGACAAGAGAAAGCUAUUACUAUUGCUACUAGACUAGAUGAAACUAUGAGAGACAAAAAUGUGAAGACCUUAACAACAGUUUUGGAAUCCUUACUUGAUGGCAGCUUUGGAACAUGCCACACCCAGAGCGAUGAGUAUCGGAUAACCUGCAACAAACUGUUUCCUUUAGCAUCUGCCUUUAUGACUCCCACAAAUGAAGAUGAUGGUUGCUUUGCAUCACUGAAUCAUACAACCAUUAAUCAUGAUGUGCUGUCCAAUGAAAUUUAAAGUACGAUAGAUCUUUUUAUCUCUUCCAGACUGGUUGCAUACAGAUCAGGGUUUCUUCUGCAGAAUCUGCAGAAGUUUCUUCUGCAAAUCUGCAUUGGAACAAUUCAGAUUUCAAGCAGAGGCAAUUGAAUGAAAUGUACUGGGCUAUAAGCUCAUUUUCCCUCAACAAAAGCUGCCAAUAUUUAUGUAAACACUUAUCUCUGAGUAAUACUGGCCAUGUUUAUACUUGUACAGUUAUGAAUCUUUUUAUCCUAAAUCAUGGACUCUAGAUUGACCAUUCACAAAAAUGUUGUUACAUAUACAAAUAAAUACAGUCAUUUCUUAAACAUAUCAGAUGAAAAAAAGUUGGCAAACUAAGAUGAAUAUAAUGCUUUAUGACUUGUCAAUUCUUUUCAGCUCUUUUCCCCCCCUUUUCUUUCAAAGCACAAAUCCUAAUAAGUGGCAGCGGCAACGGCGGCGGUGGUAAUUUUCUGUCAAUUCAAAUUGUAUGGAAACAGUGCUGAUUAAUUUGGAGGGCUUGUUUGCGUUUUUAAAUUGGUAUAUUAUUUUGAAAGCUAUAACCUACUUUUCCCCAUAACUGUCAGUUUGAACAGUUUAUUAAACACUUUAAAACCAAUGAACACCCACAGUAACUGUUUAGAUACUUGUUUCUUUACAGUGUACCCAUUUUGAAACAUCAUUCCACUUUUUAAAAGGUGGCAGGGGCGGAGGAGAAGUGACAGCGAAUAUAGUCCAGUAAAGAUAAUUGUAUUAUGAUGCUGAGCUCCUUUAAAACUUGCAAGAAGUGAACUUUAAUUCCACAUUUAUUGAAUUGUUGUUGCUUUAUGAGCUAUAAGGCAAUUAGCAUUUAAGACGUACUUUUAAAAAAAAUUAAAGUGAGCACAACUAGUCUAACUACAAAUCACAAUUAUUAUUUUUCCUUUAUAUUUCGAUGCAUUAACCUGAAUGCUUUAUACAUACAACAUUUCAACAUUUUAAUUCAACUGUCUUAAACAUCUUACUUCAGGACAUAAAUGGCUAUUAAUGAUGACUUUAUAUAAACUGCUGUCAAAACUUAAAAUACACUGUGGCUUGUACAGAAAAUUCAUUUUCUGAAAAAUAAUGGAACCAGAUUGUUUUCAUUUUAUGGUUAAUGUAAAUAUUUAAGUAAUAUUACUUAGGCCCUAUGCAAAAUUCAAGAAGGGAAGUUUUAUCAAGAGAAAUGGUUAUCAUUGAGACAGUCUCCUUUGUCAUCAGAUAAGGAUCAAUAGUUGAAUGAAAACUCACUGUAAAAUAAUGCCAACGGAUGUAAUGCUGUAAUAAAUUAUUUUGUACACAUUGGUCUAGUUUUGUG
Molecule: messenger RNA, 3980 nt
Organism: Elgaria multicarinata webbii
Lineage: Eukaryota; Metazoa; Chordata; Lepidosauria; Squamata; Anguidae
Gene: NAA16
Product: N-alpha-acetyltransferase 16, NatA auxiliary subunit
Exons: 20
Coding region: 50-2647 (865 amino acids)
Biological process (GO): N-terminal peptidyl-methionine acetylation
Cellular component (GO): NatA complex; cytoplasm
Molecular function (GO): protein binding
Source: RefSeq, a predicted model, not a curated record